This is a messenger RNA of Coffea arabica (coffee), 1923 nucleotides long. RefSeq names its product exocyst complex component EXO70E2-like. Lineage: Eukaryota; Viridiplantae; Streptophyta; Magnoliopsida; Gentianales; Rubiaceae. Gene Ontology annotation, biological process: exocytosis. Gene Ontology annotation, cellular component: exocyst. The record is from RefSeq and is a predicted model, not a curated record. Gene Ontology annotation, molecular function: phosphatidylinositol-4,5-bisphosphate binding.
AUGGAGUACUGUGAAUCCGAAACAGCAGCCGCUGAAAGUGAACAGCAUCUGAUUGCUGCUGCCUAUCAUAUUGUGAAGGCACUUGGGGCUAGUAAGACCUUGAACAAUGACAUGAAAAGAAUUCUAACCGAUCUUGAUGUUCAAUUGUCCAAGAUGACUGAAGUUCAGGAGAAUGAGGCUGACAGGACCAGGGAGAUGGAAAAUAAGCUCAAGUUUGCCCAGAGAAAGAUCAUGAGUUUCCAGUCAAGAAGCUUGAAGAUUUGGGAUUUAGGUCCUGGCGAGGAUUAUGGAUAUUUAAAAGCAGUUGACCAAGUUCGAAGGUUGGCAGAAAUUUUGCAGAACAUGCCCUCAAACCAAACUAGGAAAGUAAAGCAGCUACUGGAUGAAGCUGAGAAUAUUCUGCACAAGGCAAUGGCAAGGCUCCAGGAAGAACUGGUUCACAUCCUUUCCAAGAAUAUGCAACCCCUUGAGCAUGAAUUUGUUUUACUCGAGUCUUGCCAGGUGGCUUCUUUGGAGGAGGAAUCGAUAGUACCAAACGAGGAUGAAUCGUUUGAGAUCCUAUCUCAGAGGGGGAGAAGAGGCCCUGAUUGUGAGCAGUAUAUAGUGGAUUUGGUCCAUCCACGUGCAAUUCCUCUGAUCAAAUGUAUUGCAGAAUUGAUGUUUGCUUCUAAUUAUGAUAAGGAAUUUUGCCAAACUUUCAUUAGCUUUUGGAAGCAGGCAUUGGAUGAUUACUUGAUCAAUCUCCAUGUAAAACAACUCAGCAUCGAUGAUGUUCUUAAGAUGGACUGGAAGCGCUUGACCUACAGAAUCAGAAUUUGGUGCCGUGCAACCAGAAGAAUUGUUGGCUUCUAUCUUGCAAGUCAGAAACGGCUCUUUGACAAAAUCCUGGGGGAAUUUGGAAGCACUAGUUCGUCUUGCUUUAUUGAAACUUCAAAGGCUUCUGUAUCGUGCCUUUUGAACUUUGGACAGGCUGUCCUAAUUUGCCCCCCUCGUCCAGAAAGACUUUUUUGUUUGCUAGAUAUGUAUGAAACUCUGUCAAAAUUUCUCCCAGAUUUAGGUGAUUUGUUUGCAGAAGAGGCUGGUUCUUUAGUUGAGAUUGAGUUUCAUGAGCUUCUGAAGAGAUUAAGCAAUUCUGCGAAGGAAAUCUUCCUUGAAUUUGGAAACCAUGUUGCCUCAAACACUUCAACAAUACCGUUUACUAGUGGAAGUAUUACCCAUCUGACCAGGUAUGUGAUGAACUAUAUCAUGUUACUGGUAGAAUAUGGCGAUACCCUCAAUUCACUCCUAGAAGAACAAAAUCUGGAGAAUACAGAUCAAUUUUCUCAAGCAGAGGUCUCCCAGAUAAUCAAUUUGAAUAAUACAAGUCCCAUGGCACAUACCCUAAAGUCUGUUACUUCAGUUUUGGAAGCCAAUCUGGACACCAAAUCUGAUCUUUAUGGAGAUGAAUCUUUGAAGCACAUCUUUAUGAUGAAUAACAUUCAUUACAUGGUCCAAAAGAUUGAGAAUUCACAAUUAAGGUGGUACUUUGGUGAUGAAUGGAUCAGAAGACAUGUUUGGAAAUUCAGGCAGCACGAGACAUGCUAUGAAAGAAUCACAUGGAGUUCUAUACUUUCUCAGCUAAAAGAUGAUGGCAGCAAAGGGAAGGCGAUGCUCAAAGACAAAUGCAGGAAAUUUAAUACAGCUUUUGAGGAAGUAUACAAAAGCCAGACAGCAUGGAAGAUCCCAGAUGCUCAACUACGAGAAGAGUUGAGAAUCUCAACUUCACAGAAAGUUAUCCAUGCAUACAGGCCAUUUGCUUCUAGGUUAGCAAAGUGUUGUAUUAGUGACAAAUACAUCAAGUAUACUGAAGAUGACUUGGGGAAUUAUAUUUGGGAUCUUUUCGAGGGAUCUCCCAAGUCUCUGAACCAUGCAAAGAGGAGGUGA